Molecule: messenger RNA, 1422 nt
Organism: Papaver somniferum (opium poppy)
Lineage: Eukaryota; Viridiplantae; Streptophyta; Magnoliopsida; Ranunculales; Papaveraceae
Product: 11-beta-hydroxysteroid dehydrogenase 1B-like
Exons: 6
Coding region: 289-1269 (326 amino acids)
Molecular function (GO): oxidoreductase activity
Source: RefSeq, a predicted model, not a curated record
AGCUUAGUUCAUGUGAUUUGGCUCAUGGUCAUUUUGUGAAACAUGGCUCAUUUUUACUAUUACUUUCUUCUCUGUGGAAAAGUUGAAACUUGGGAUUUUAAUUAUAAGGUCCCAACCCUGGCUAUAGUAAGUUCUGGAAACAUCCGAAAUUGUUAUAUAUAUGGUAGUAGAGACCCACUGGUUUCAGGUUAUAUCUCUAUACACCUUCCAACCCACUUCUUAUCAUUUCUUUAGCUGAAAUCUUUUCCUACAUAUAGUAAUCAAGUUCUAGGUUUUUGUUUGCUUGGGAUGACAAUGGAUGUGCUCAUUCACAAGUUUAUGAACGUUGUUUUCCCUGCUAUACUUUUCAUCCUUCUUUGUAUCACCUUCCCUCCCUAUCUCUUAGUCAAGUUUCUGUACUGUAACCUAGUUAGACCUUUCAUCCUGGAAGAUAUGACCGGGAAGGUUGUUCUAAUUACCGGUGCCUCAUCUGGUAUAGGCGAGCAACUUGUCUAUGAUUAUGCAAGAAGGGGAGCUUGUUUAGUCCUUGUUGCGAGAAGAAUGAAAUUACUUGAAGAAGUCAAGGAGAGGGCGCUUGAACUUGGAUGUCCAGAUGUUUUGGUCGUCUGUGCAGACAUUACUAAAGUCGAAGACUGUAAACAUUUCAUCGAUGAAGCAGUGAAUCACUUCGGACGAUUGGAUCAUCUUGUGAAUAAUGCUGGAAUCAUUAGCCUAUGUCCAUUCGAAGGAGUCUCUAAUAUCCGUAAUGUUGCACCAGUGAUGGAUGUUAACUUCUGGGGUGCAGUUUAUGCUACAUAUGCUGCAAUUCCUCAUCUCAGAAAGAGCAAAGGCAGGAUCGUCGUCAUUGCAUCACCCAUCGUAUGGGUGAUGGGACCAAGACUUAGUUUCUACGCUGCCAGUAAAGCUGCUGUGACAAUCUUCUUUGAAUCCCUCAGAGCUGAACUGGAUCCUGAUGUCUCCGUAUCGAUAGCAUUUCCUGGGGUCAUAAAAACGGAGAUGACCAAAGGCAACCAUUUGGGUAAGGAAGGUGUAAUGGAAGUUGAUGAAGAAAGCAUGACUCUUUUCAUUGGAAACUUCCCGGUGAUUAGCGCGGAAUUAUGCGCAAAGUCGAUCGUUAAGGGAGUAUGCAGAGGAGAUAGAACCAUAGCGGAGCCAUACUGCUUUAAGAUUGCACAUUUCUGGAACGUUCUUUGCCCGGAGAUCACACAUUGGUUUUUCUGGUGGCUAAAUGCUAUCAAGCCGUAUAAGCGCACAUCUGGAUCAACAUAAUUGUCUUGCCAAGAAUAUCACAACAGCCAAACAAAGUUGGUUGGGAUUUUAGCUUGUCAUGAUAUUAUCCUCAACAUAUAUUCUUUGGUUGUUAUCAGCAUUUAUUAGUUUGGUUGUACUUGUAAUAGUCUUUCGACAUCAACUUGGUUGUUG